AUGGCAGAAAACAGUUUGGAAGCUGAAAUUGAUCUGUUAAAAGCAUCUAUAAAGAAUCUUGAGAGAAAAAAUUUAAUACUCACACGCGAGAAUAGUGAACUGAAAAAGAAGGUUGAAGAUAGUGAGUUAUCUGUUCAACAGGAAAUUGGACGAACUAGUUCAAAAAUCCUACAACUAGAACAGUCCUUAAUAACAUCUGGAAGAAAACAUAAAGAGGAACUUGCUAGCCAAAACCUUGGUAAGGAAUUGGUGGAACAACAAAUAAUUCAACUUAAUAAAGAGGCUGAGGAUCUAGUCAACACUAAAAAUAACCUGAAACUGCUACUAUUGAAUGCUGAAAAGGAGAAGGAGAUUCUGGAGCAGAGAAUACAUGAUUUAGAAGAAAAGAAAAAAUCUUUCGAAGGGAUGAAAGAUAGGAAUUACAGUGUCAAAGUAGUAAAUGAUGAAAGGAUAGUUUAUGAACAAAAAAAAUACAUUAUAGAAUCCAGACAUGAUAAAAUGAAGCAAGAAUUUGAAGGGAACUAG
Messenger RNA from Ceutorhynchus assimilis (cabbage seed weevil), 525 nucleotides. NCBI's taxonomy places the organism in Eukaryota, Metazoa, Arthropoda, Insecta, Coleoptera, Curculionidae. The record is from the annotation of a GenBank genome assembly.